UCCAUUCUUAUUUGCCCUAAAAGCAGAUUCCGAGAGCCCUGGAAAAAUACAGUGCAAAACUUAAUUUAGCUUUUCAUCAGGAUGUCUCAGCUAUUGAUCAUUUGGUAGUAGUAUAUAUCAUCCAUCUCCUCUAUAAAUAGGCACCCCCAUUCACUCCAUCAUCUCAUCAAAGCCCUCACAGUAAGCAACAUUUGAGAGCUCUCAUCCUAGCUAAGCUAUCUCAUCUCACAGCAAGCUCUAGCUACUGAUCUCCAGCUGAUCCUCAGUUUCUCCCCCAAUCAUAUUCUGUGAUCAACAUGUCUAGGGACCCAUUGGUUGUCGGUCAUGUCGUCGGCGAUAUCGUGGACCCGUUCGUCACCACCGCUUCGCUUAGGGUCUUCUACAACAGCAAGGAGAUGACAAAUGGGUCUGAGCUCAAGCCAUCUCAGGUGUUGAACCAACCAAGGAUUUAUAUCGAAGGUCGCGACAUGAGGACGCUCUACACGCUUGUAAUGGUGGACCCUGAUGCACCAAGCCCCAGCAACCCUACUAAAAGAGAGUACCUUCAUUGGAUGGUGACAGACAUUCCAGAGACCACUGAUGCCAGAUUUGGUAAUGAGAUUGUCCCCUAUGAGAGCCCACGCCCAACUGCAGGCAUCCAUCGCUUCGUGUUCAUCCUAUUCAGGCAGUCAGUCAGGCAGACCACCUAUGCACCAGGGUGGCGCCAAAACUUCAAUACAAGGGACUUUGCUGAGCUCUACAACCUCGGUUCGCCGGUCGCCGCGCUCUUCUUCAACUGCCAGAGGGAGAACGGCUGUGGAGGAAGAAGGUGUGUUAGAUGAUAUAUGUAUAAAUUGUUGGGUGCUAACUGAGAAAGUCCCCUUCUAUAUACAUAAUAUGGUGAUCAAUUCUGCAUGCACUAGCUUACCUCUUUGGAAGGCACACAGAAGCUAGCUAGCAUAUAAAAUAGCAAUUGGGGGAGAUAAGUAUCAAUUCCUAAAGGGGCAUAUAUAUGUGUGUGAGAGUGCGUGUUUGUGUUUGUCUCUUUGUGUAAGUGCCUAAUGUGUAGGCAUUACAUGCUUGCACAAUGGUAUAAGAACUAUAUAUAAAUAUAUAGUUCACUGAAGAAUGUAGCUCUUGUAAUGUUGUUGUUUGUCCUAGCUCUCCUUCCCAGAAAGCUUGAGCUGCGCAUUGUUCCAAUUGACUACAUGGUUUGAAGAAAAAGGGGAAAAUUGCUUAUGUUUGUUUCUAAGCUGUGAUGUUGUAAGAUACCCAGAUGGAUAGAUUAUUAAUGUCUUUUCCCUUACUAGUUUUACAAAAUGUCCCUUGUUUGUCA
Messenger RNA from Oryza sativa Japonica Group (Japanese rice), 1315 nucleotides. Its product is annotated as protein VERNALIZATION 3. NCBI's taxonomy places the organism in Eukaryota, Viridiplantae, Streptophyta, Magnoliopsida, Poales, Poaceae. The record is from RefSeq and is a predicted model, not a curated record.